Molecule: messenger RNA, 1197 nt
Organism: Apodemus sylvaticus (European woodmouse)
Lineage: Eukaryota; Metazoa; Chordata; Mammalia; Rodentia; Muridae
Gene: Sp5
Product: Sp5 transcription factor
Exons: 2
Coding region: 1-1197 (398 amino acids)
Biological process (GO): regulation of transcription by RNA polymerase II
Molecular function (GO): RNA polymerase II cis-regulatory region sequence-specific DNA binding; DNA-binding transcription factor activity, RNA polymerase II-specific
Source: RefSeq, a predicted model, not a curated record
AUGGCCGCUGUGGCCGUCCUCCGGAACGACUCACUGCAGGCCUUCCUCCAGGACCGCACCCCCAGCGCCUCUCCGGACCUGGGCAAGCACUCGCCCCUGGCGCUGCUGGCCGCCACCUGUAGCCGGAUCGGCCAGCCGGGAGCUGCGGCGGCACCCGACUUCCUUCAGGUGCCCUAUGACCCAGCGCUCGGUUCACCCUCCAGGCUUUUCCACCCGUGGACUGCCGACAUGCCCGCGCACUCGCCGGGCGCCCUGCCGCCCCCACACCCCAGCCUGGGGCUGACGCCACAGAAAACACACCUGCAGUCGUCCUUCGGGGCAGCUCACGAGCUCCCGCUCACGCCCCCCGCGGAUCCGUCGUACCCUUACGAGUUCUCGCCGGUCAAGAUGCUGCCCUCGAGCAUGGCGGUUCUGCCUGCCAGCUGCGCGCCCGCCUACGUGCCCUACGCCGCGCAGGCCGCGUUGCCCCCGGGCUACUCCAACCUGCUGCCCCCGCCGCCGCCACCGCCUCCACCACCCACCUGCCGCCAGUUGUCCCCCGCCCCAGCUCCGGACGACCUCCCCUGGUGGAGCAUCCCGCAGUCGGGCACAGGGCCCGGGGGCUCCGGGGUUCCAGGGACCAGCCUCUCCAGCGCCUGUGCCGCGCCUCCCCACGCUCCCCGCUUCCCUGCCUCGGCUGCCGCUGCUGCAGCGGCUGCUGCUGCCCUGCAACGGGGUCUAGUGUUGGGCCCGUCGGACUUUGCACAGUACCAGAGCCAGAUCGCCGCGCUGCUGCAGACCAAGGCCCCCCUGGCGGCCACGGCCAGGAGGUGCCGCCGCUGCCGCUGCCCCAACUGCCAGGCGGCUGGCGGUGCCCCCGAGGUGGAGCCGGGCAAAAAGAAGCAACACGUGUGCCACGUGCCAGGCUGCGGCAAGGUGUACGGCAAGACGUCGCAUCUGAAGGCGCACCUGCGCUGGCACACGGGCGAGCGGCCCUUCGUGUGCAACUGGCUCUUCUGCGGCAAGAGCUUCACGCGCUCGGACGAGCUGCAGCGGCACCUGCGGACUCACACGGGCGAGAAGCGCUUCGCCUGUCCCGAGUGCGGCAAACGCUUCAUGCGAAGCGAUCACCUCGCCAAGCACGUGAAGACGCACCAAAAUAAGAAGCUCAAAGUCGCGGAGGCAGGGGUAAAGCGGGAGAACCCGCGGGACCUAUGA